This is a messenger RNA of Wyeomyia smithii (pitcher-plant mosquito), 3355 nucleotides long. RefSeq names its product peroxidase (gene cysu). NCBI's taxonomy places the organism in Eukaryota, Metazoa, Arthropoda, Insecta, Diptera, Culicidae. The record is from RefSeq and is a predicted model, not a curated record. Gene Ontology annotation, biological process: response to oxidative stress. The coding region runs from base 364 to 2619 and encodes 751 amino acids. Gene Ontology annotation, molecular function: peroxidase activity; heme binding. The transcript is spliced from 7 exons.
CUUCGAACGGAUCGGAUUGAAGAAGGCAGAAGCUGCUCUACGAAAAGGAAACUAGUAUACCAACUAGGCCUGAGAAAGGUCUCCCGGUUUUUUUUUUCUGUCUUCUGUUGGUUUUCUAUCGUCUGGUUCCCAGUGUCGCUUGAGUGCAAGCCUACGGUGCAGACAGCAGUCUGCUACCAUCCAGUGUGACACGCGUGAUCCGAAAAUUACUUUCGAAUAUUCCGCUAUGUUAGAUUUCUAGGUCUUCGCGGGGAUAGAAAAUGUUAAUUUGGUGAUUUACCUAUCCGGAGUGAGAAUUUCUUUUUUUUUUUUUUUGCUCUGUGUGUGAGUGAAGUGAACCAAACGGAUUGCUAGUUUUAAAACAUGGGUUUGCCAGUGAUCAGGUUACUGGCCAUAGUCGCAGCGGUUGUGGUAGUCAAUUCACAAUUCCUAAGCUUCGACCAGCAUGGAAACGAUUGCGCCCUCUACGUGAGUGGUCCCGGUAAAUCGUCCGCCUUCGACUACAAUAUCAAUCUGUUCCAUGGCACGUUGUCUCCACUCAACACGGAGUCAAGGACGUGCAUCACCUACGACGCCAUCAAUCAGGCGUACUUGGAUGCUCGCAAACGCAUCCGAGUGUCGCAGCCAAAGGGCGACUGGAAGACAGAGGACAUUGCCACCGUUGGUGAACUGCUGCUCGACAUCUCCAUCCAGCUUGCGAGAACAUACGGUCUAUCGUACGAAGAAAUCGAGAAGGGUCUCCCCUCGAUCGACACCUCCAAGACUCUGAUCCGGGAGGUUUGUCCAGCCUUCCUGUCCGGGGUGGAAUGCCGCCCGGGAAAGUAUCGCCGCGUUGAUGGUCUGUGCAACAAUCUCAAGCACCCAACAUGGGGAGCCGCCAUGACACCGUUCCAGCGGUUGAUUGGUCCGCUGUAUGCCGACGGCAUCAACGCACCCAGAAUCUCAGUGACCGGUAACGAGUUGCCUCUGUCGCGUGUUGUCUCCCGAACCAUCCACCCUGAUGAAGGAUACCACGAUCACGCCGGAACGGUGUUUGUUAUCGCGUGGGGCCAAUUUAUGGACCACGACUUUACCCUAACCGGAACACCACUGGAUCCAAUUAACCGAAACGAUCCGGAGGAAUGCUGCAAACGUCCACCGCACCUAAAGCACCCGUACUGUAACGAAAUCCGUGUCCCCGAUGAUGACUACUUUUAUCGGCUGUUCAACGUCAAGUGUAUCGACUUCGUCCGUGGUUUCCCAUCCCCUCGUGCCGGCUGCCGUCUCGGAUCGAGACAACAGUUCAACACGCUGACCUCCGUUAUCGAUGGAAACACAAUCUAUGGUGUCAACGAAAAGUUCACCCGUAAGCUGCGUACCGGCUACAAUGGUCUGCUUCGCAUGAACCCGGUGUUCGCUGAGUACGGCCUCAAGGAUCUGCUUCCUCUGAAACUGGACAUCCCGGACGAAGGUUGCACUCGCCCGAACAAGAGCAUGUUCUGCUUCGAAGCCGGUGAGAUCCGUGUCAACGAGCAGCUGGUGCUGACCUGCAUGCACACGCUACUAGCUCGUGAACACAAUCGCAUCGCGACCGAGCUCAGUCGCAUCAAUCCCCACUGGGACGACGAAACUCUGUUCCAGGAAUCACGACGCAUAAACAUCGCCAUCAUUCAGCACAUCACCUAUAACGAGUUCCUGCCGAUUUUGCUCGGCAAGGAAGUUAUGGAGAAGUUUGGUCUGCUCACACCAAAGGAAGGCUACUGGGAUGGGUACGAUGAGACGGUCAAUCCAGCCAUCAUCGAUGCUUUCGCGGCCGCUGCUUUCCGUUUCGGCCACUCGCUGCUACCGACGGCCGUCGAACGGUGGUCCAAAGCGCACAAGUUUAUCGCCUCCAAGCGACUUUCCGAUCUGAUCCGUCGGCCGUACGAUCUGUAUAGGGCUGGCGUCUACGACGAGUAUCUGAUGGGCUUGAUGAACCAGGUGGCGCAAGCGAUGGACGAUUCCAUCACCCAGGAGGUCACUAACCAUCUGUUCAAGAAGGAGGGAGCCCGCUUCGGGAUGGAUUUGGUGUCGUUCAACAUGCAGCGAGGUCGCGAGUUUGGCGUUCCUGGCUAUAUGGAGUUUAGGAAGUUCUGCGGUCUACCGACAGCGGACAGCUUCCAGGAGCUGUUCGGCUCGAUGCCGAACGAAACGGUGCGACGCUACGAGAGUAUCUUUGAACAUCCUUCCGACGUGGAUCUCUGGUCCGGUGGUGUAUCCGAGCGUUCCCUGCCAGGAUCAAUGCUGGGGCCGACUUUCGCGUGCGUUAUCGCCACCCAGUUUAGCUACGUGCGACGAGGAGAUCGCUUCUGGUACGAACUGCCCAACCAGCCAUCGUCCUUCACUCCCGAGCAGCUGCAGGAGGUUCGAAAAGCCAAGCUGGCACGAUUGAUCUGUGACAACACCGAUCUGAUCGACACCGUUCAAAUCUACCCGAUGGUGCUGCCAGACCAUGAAAUCAAUCCUAGAGUGCCAUGCAAGAGUGGAAUUCUUCCAUCGAUCGAUCUGACCAAGUGGGCCGACUAUGGCCAGGAAAGCCAUUCACCUCAUCAAUAUCAAUUCCUCAACGACAUACCUGAAAAUAUCGGUUUCAAGAAGUAAUCCGCUGCGACCGCUUAAUAGAAUCUAAAACAAAAAAAAAACAGAAAGAGUGAACGAAAUCGAACGGGACAAAACUAUUUCAGAGAUUAUAAGUUAGAUAAAUUCAGUGUUAUGUUUAUAAGCUACUCCGUCCAGUUUGUCCUACUAAAUCCCACAACUUUCGCUUGUUCCUCUGUCUCUGUGUCCUCCCCGUCUCAUCAUUGUAUUAUACACAUAUUUUAUCAUCUGGGCACCCUUCCAAAAAAACAUUCCAUGCACAAAGAUCCACAAUCACAAGGAAUUUCCCCGUUAUUUUGUUAUAUUUUAAAUUCUAUCUGUUAGCGCAAAAAAGUUAUUCGUUUUAAUCGAUCAAGGUAAAGCCACCAAGCAUUUAAGUAUAUUGUAUAUUGCGAGAUUUUCGUUUUUAUAUUUUUUAUUACACCCUACAGAACAUAGCCGCUCUCAGAACUGAUCGAGACGUCAUCGACGGGGUUUCCGUUUGCGAUUUUUAAGAUAUUUAUUUACGUUUAAAAAGUUCGGAUUACCGCAACCCGUUCAGGAUUAUGUUUUUAUUUUUUAUUUUUUUUUUCAUCCAAACAAUGGUGUACGUUAAAUCUAGAUAAGAAAAAUAUACAUCUAAUUAGCCGAAUUUUAUACCCGUCGAAAGAGUUAAAUCCACCACGCCAUUCAUACACUCUCUUUGUUUGUUUUCGUGUAAUAUUUAUGUACAUAAUAAAGUGUUUAAGUACAAAACAAA